Molecule: messenger RNA, 1772 nt
Organism: Wallemia mellicola CBS 633.66
Lineage: Eukaryota; Fungi; Basidiomycota; Wallemiomycetes; Wallemiales; Wallemiaceae
Exons: 3
Coding region: 57-1772 (571 amino acids)
Molecular function (GO): protein binding
Source: RefSeq, a predicted model, not a curated record
UAACGACGAGGAUAUUCGCAUUUGCGGAGAAUGGAGAUCUCCAUGGUGCCCUAGAGAUGUACAGUACUCUUGAUGAACCAUCAGACAGAGAUAAACAGGCAGUUUUAACGGCAUACAUCCGCAAUGAUGAUCUCGAGGGUGCAUUGAGCUGGGUUCGAAAGACGCCUGGUAUGAAUAGACGUAGAGUUUAUGCACGUCUUUUAUCGCUCUUCGUUAGACGUAUCGACGUUGAUUCCGCUAUGGCGCUUGACACAGCUAUGCGAGAGGAAGGUAUUGCACUCACAGAAGAUCACUUUACACAGCUCAUCAAACUCUAUGCCAAACGGAGAGAUAUUGAAAUGGCCGAAAGAGUCGUUCGCCAGAUGAUCAAAGAGAGUGUUAAACCGUCGACGGAAACCUGGUCAGCAUUGAUGAAUGCGGCGACUAACGCCAAUGAUUGGCGAAAAGUUGUGCGUAUUUAUCAACAUAUUUCGAAGAAGUAUGUCAUCAACACCAAGAUAGUCAACACACUUCUCAAAGCGUAUGUCAUGCUUGGAAGUCCCUUUGAAGAUGUCCUUUCGGUUAUAAAAGCGAUGCUUGGGAUGGGUAUUCGUGCAGAUGAAGUGACUUUCGCACUAGCAAUGCAAAGUGCCUGCGAUAUGGGUCGAUUAGAUACGGCGGUAUACUUCCUCGAAGAAUGCGAGAGAUGGUACAAGAACAGACUAAUUGAUAAGCCAAAUGUCGUCCAUUACACUCUACUAAUUGCAGCCAUGCUCCGUGUUGGACACAUGUCCGAUGCGAAAUUCUGGUACGGCAAAAUGAAGGAGGAAGGAGUACAACCUGACUCAGUUACCUAUGGUGUAAUUAUAGCCAGUUAUCUCAGUAGAGGUGGUGACGACAAUGUGAAAAUAGCUAAACUAACACUGAGCAACCUCCUUGGACAGGACAUUCUAGACGCCAGAGCAAACUGGAUGGAGAAAUCAAAGUCGAAGCAACAGACACUAUCAAAUGUUCUUAAACCAUUUAUACAAAACUACGGAAAAAGGUUCACACCACAGCUCGCCCAAGAAACGUUUGAGUAUAUGACAGAAGUUGGUAUUUCAGUUAACAUAGAAAACUUGACUAUGUUGAUGGAUGGAUACCGCAGAGUAGGAAACCACGCAGUUGUGAAUGACAUAUGGGGAAAUAUGAUAAGGAUAGCAUCUAGUACGAAGCUAGCGAAGAAUGGCCUUUGCCUUCCACUCUCAAUAUACAUCGAUAGCUUGACCGCGCAGGGGCGUUUAGAUGACUUACACGAAGCGUUCAAGAUUGUGAGAGAAAAUGGAUACGGUUUUGAUGCUCAUAAUUGGAACCAUCUUGCUGUUGGCUUGAACCGCCUCGGUGAUUAUUAUCUCGCCUUUAGUGUUGUUGAAAGGAUAUUAACUGUAUGCGAAAGCAAGAGUAGAAGAGGAACGUAUACGGCUACGUAUGAUGAUGAACCUCUAGAUCUGAUAGAAGAACCAACGACAAAUGAGACAAUCGAGACCGAAGAUAUACCCCAGCCCAACAGAGCAUCAAUAAGAAGGAGCAACAUAGCUGGUAAGCGCCAAGAUGAGGAGAAGAGAAUAGUUAAUGAGAACACACAAAUUGAACCUGAUAGCAGAGAAAAGAACCUGUUGCGAUAUAUCGAAGACAUAGAAAGCGAAGGCGGUAAUCAUAUGAACUGGUUUGCACACCACAGAACACUCAAAGCGCUUAGUUGGACGCUCCAACUCUAUAAGACGAUAGAAGGCGAGAAAGAUAGAAUGUAUUAA